AUGAGCACCCCAACAAUCAGUGACGCUCCCGCCAGCGCCACAGCCACUGGGCAGGACAUACCCUCGCGCGAGGAGCUGAUAGCUGCGUUGGCUAGCUGCACCACGACCGCUCCGCAAGAACUACCUUCGCACGGGGAGCUGAUAGCUUUGAUGGCCGCGCGGACCAAAUGGUGGGUGCCGGUCGUGGACUUCGGCUUGUUGCUGAAUGCUCUUCCUCAAAAAAUACGCGCCCGGGUCAACGCCAUCUUUGCGAAGCUCAUCCAGGACAAGUUUGCCCCCGAGACCGCGACUGAGGCGCGCCAGCAGUUGAGGGAGCUGCUCCAAGCAGAGUAUCCCGAGGUGAUGGAGAAGGUCAACGAGGCCUUCUUUGUCAAGCAUGAAGCGCUGUUUGCCGAAAUUCACCGCCAGAUGCAGCGGGUUGGCCCGCUUCAAGUUGGGCGUGCAGGUGGAGAGGAAGGAAUCCAGCCGUUGUCAGAUAGUCCCUGAUGUAGUGCUCGUGACGGUUUCUCGGUCAACCCCGUCCAGCACGAGAAGCUCAGGCUAGGACACAUGAGGGGCGCCGUCCCACGGCAGCAAACAAAGUCAGUAAGUCAGCUGGUAGUCGUAUUGGCAAAUCGAGGUGCCUAACCAGUUGAAGCAUCUGCUUGCACCACUUGGGCGUUGUGUUAUCAACCCCAUAGCCAGAAUAUAUACAAUGCGAGAACAUAUAAAG
Molecule: messenger RNA, 712 nt
Organism: Parathielavia appendiculata
Lineage: Eukaryota; Fungi; Ascomycota; Sordariomycetes; Sordariales; Chaetomiaceae
Exons: 3
Coding region: 1-486 (161 amino acids)
Source: RefSeq, a predicted model, not a curated record